AUGGGACGGUGGCGGAGCGGCUCUUCCAGAAACAGAGAUCGCGCGCCCUGCUCGCGGGCGCAGUCUGCCCAUGGCUUUAAAGGGGCACGUGCUUGGGAAGGGGAAGGGAAGCAAAGCCUCUCCCGCCCGUUGCGAAAAGCCACCCCAUUGAUUCGGAGGCGUCGAGAGCGUCGCGUUGCUUCCUCGAGAGCGAGUUUGUUUUGCCGCGAGUUAUUUUUAUAUUCUCCUUGUCUACGAGCGAACUGACCGCUAUUCAGGCACUCGCUGACCUCCAUUUAUGCUCUCAAGACGGACGACGUAAGCCCAUCGCCCCCGUUAACGCCACUCUCCGUUAAGUUGGCCAAUAUGACCCUGACCUCGACGGCCGGACGGCCGUAUGGCCAUGUUGCCCAGAUCAUUCCGGGCAAGUUGUUUUUCGGUUCGUUCCAUGAGAUGCCACGGAAUGAUGAUCAUACGAUUCAUGCCAGGAUAGAUGAACAGGUCGCAUAUCAUCCCUUCUAUUCAGAUUUUGGGCCAAUAAAUCUGGCCGAAUUACACAAAGCUUGUCUUUUUAUUGACAAUCUUCUCAAAGUAAGUCGUUUGAAAAGUAAUCAUUAUAAUUUUAGGAAAAUCCAAAACGACGAGUUGUAAUCUGCAGUGAUUCCAAUGAUUGUAAUAGAGUUAAUUCCGCUUUUCUAGUUGCUAGUUACAUGGUAAGUUCAUACGAUGCCUCAUAAUUUUAAAUUUCAUAUUAUCUUACCUACAGUAAUGUAUGCAACUUUAGGUAAUCUACCACAAACUCGGUGCCGACCAAGCCUACCUUCGAGUGCAAAGAGCAGAACCACCAGCUUUCAUAGGAUACAUAGAUGCCGCUUUAGGAGAGCCCAGUUAUUUGUUACAUUUACAGCAUACAAUCAAGGCAGUAGAGAAGGCCCUAAAAUUUAAUUGGCUCAAUUUUGAAACGUUUGAUCCCGAGGAAUACGAAUACUACGAAAGAGUCGAGAAUGGAGAUCUCAAUUGGAUAAUCCCCGGGAAGAUCCUCAGCUUUUGCGGGCCCCAUGAUCGAUCUUAUGUUCAUAAUGGUGGGUCUAAUGUGGGAAAAAUUUAUUUGCUUUUAGGAUAUCCAUAUCACGCACCGGAGGUCUACUUUGAUUACUUUCGAGAAAAGGGAGUCUCAACGAUUGUCAGGUUGAACACCAAGUUGUAUGAUAGAAAAAGGUAAGAGAAAUAUCACCAAAGUAAUAACAGAGGCCUCAUGUAAAUCACAACAAUUUGUUUCAGAUUCAUCGACGCCGGAUUUGAUCAUCAAGACCUCUUUUUUAUUGAUGGAUCCACUCCGACUCAAGAGAUUGUCCUCAAAUUUAUUGAUAUUGUGGACAAGGCUCCAGGAGCCGUAGCCAUUCAUUGUAAGGCUGGAUUGGGCAGAACUGGAACGCUGAUUGCCUGUUGGAUGAUGAAGGAGUUCAAACUGACUGCUCCGCAAUGUAUGGGAUGGUUGAGGAUAUGCCGACCUGGAUCAGUCAUCGGGCCUCAGCAACAAUUUCUAAUUGAGAAGCAGGCGUGGUGUUGGAAACUAGGAAGUUCUCAAGGAAAAACAAGAUCUCCUCACAGAAGUCCUCAAAGGAAUGAAGAUAGGAGAAACGACAAUGUAGUUGAGAUCUCGUUAGAUGCUAAACCAACCAAGGUCAUCAAUGGAAAUUACGAUGAGGUGAGUAAAACAAAGAAUUGAUUGGACUAAAAUAAUAUUGCAAUCUCUUCUUUAGACGACAAUUAAUGACAAAGGUCAAAGUCAGGGUGACAGAUUAAACGAAAUGAAGCUCCGGUCUCAACGAGUCGUGGCCAAACACCCCUCUGAUACGUUCGUGAAUCCCAUUCCUUGUGGAACUACUCCUACGUAUCAUGGGCCUACUGCAACCACUCCAAUAAAACAAAUGAAACUCUCAACGGUUCCCCGACCCCCUCCCGAUGCCUACAAGAAGACUUCAUUAAGCUCGUUCCGAAUGCCUGUAAGUCAAUAUAUAUUUUGCACUCGAUAUCUGAUGCGAAAAGAAUGACGAAUUCUAAAUUUAGCGCUCAAAAUUCGUCAUUCUUUGCGCGUCCACCUUGUAAAGGCAUUUCUAAUAGUUUGUUGACGUUGUUUUGUGGUUGUUUUGGGUAUUCUGGCUUUAGCGUAGAGAACGCCGAGCCCUUAACAGAACCGGUGAUGGUUAUUCUAACGCGACGAAUGCGUAUCGCCCGACCGUUGUGCAACGGGAGCCUCCUCGCGUGGGUGGCCCAGCUAGAUGCCGCAUUCUCUAACUUCACACUCUGCACUCCCUUUUUAACUCAUUUUCUAACACUCACUUUGUUGUUGUUGCACUUGUAGUAGUUAUCGUGCUCGAUUUGAUGUGCCAUAUCGCUUUCAAAAACCGGUUGAAUUUCGUAAUAAAUACUAUUUGGACCUCUAAAUGGCCGAGUUCUCUCUUCAGAUCUCCAAAGUAAUCGUAGCGACCACACAUCACAAGACUUCGCCCAGGAUUCCCUCGAUCAAAAGGUACGGAUAAUAUAAUUAAUAUAAGUUAACAUGGGAUUCUCCUCUCUCAGUAAUAGUCCACUUUCUGUUAAUCAUGGGGUAUGGUGAAGGAAUUAGACGGUUAUGGUAUCUACUAAAACUAAAUUUGAUAUCUAAUACAACCAAGUUUGGGCAAAAACUUCUCCACGAUUCUACAGUAAUCCCCUGUUUCAGCGCCCGACCCCAGCCAUACUCAACAAGCCCCGGGAAUCUAAAAUACGGUCUGCGGCCGAGAAAGACCCUUACAAGCCCGAUUAGAUACGAUCCGGCGACGGAAAAGAGCAAUAUCAGCAAGGUGCUGGUCAGACACCACAAACCCCUGACCCCGGGCCGCUACAACAGCCGCUUUUAG
Molecule: messenger RNA, 2882 nt
Organism: Bursaphelenchus xylophilus (pine wood nematode)
Lineage: Eukaryota; Metazoa; Nematoda; Chromadorea; Rhabditida; Aphelenchoididae
Source: the annotation of a GenBank genome assembly